Molecule: messenger RNA, 618 nt
Organism: Pieris macdunnoughi
Lineage: Eukaryota; Metazoa; Arthropoda; Insecta; Lepidoptera; Pieridae
Source: the annotation of a GenBank genome assembly
AUGCAAUACUCUUCAUUUCGUUUACCGCUCUUUAGAAAUAUGUGUAAAGUGGCGAAAUCAACACCGCCUCCUAUAGCAAUUUUCGGUAUUGAAGGACGCUAUGUAAGUGCGCUAUAUAGUGCAGCAUUACAAAUGAAACAAAUGGAGCAAGUAGAAAAACAUUUGCAAGCCUUACAAAAAGAACUGGUGAAGCCAACGAUAAUAGAUUUUAUAGAAUCUAGUAUGAUAUCUGCAGGUGACAAAGCGAAGUUAAUGAAAGAUGUUGGCGAAAAAGCAGGUAUGCCGCCUGCAGCUAUUAAUUUCUUAUUUGUCGUCGCCGAGAACGGGCGUUUGAAAUUGCUUAGACGAAUGAUAACUUUAUUUUCUACGGUCAUGGUGGCACAUCGCAAUGAAGCGCUAUGUGAAGUGAUUACUGCUAAGCCCCUUGACGACUCAACACGCAAAACUUUGAUGGAAGCUUUGAAGAAAUUUGUGAAGGGCAAGAAUAUUACACUGACGGAAAAAGUUGAUUCUUCAAUUAUUGGCGGCUUGAUAGUCGGUAUAGAAGACAAACACAUUGAUAUGAGCAUCUCAAGGAAGGUGCAAAUGUAUACAGAUCUUAUAAAACAGGCUGUUUAA